GAAAGAGCAAAAGUAAAUAAAUAUAUGUAGAGGCUUAUUAUAAGACUCAUUCUUACAGUAUCAAUACCAAUCAUAAUAGGUGUAGCAAUAUCUAUGCUUAUAUUCUACAAAAAUUUGAUGAGCGCCCUUCUAUUAUGGGAAUCAGAUAGCCUUUAGUGGAUUAAGUAAUCAUACUAAUAAACACUUUAUAACUAGUUACUUUCUAAGCUAAUAAUAUAAGAAUACAGCUUUAACUAAAUACAACUGUAACUAAUUGUGAUGAAUAAAUUGAUUGAUAAAUUCAAUAAUAAAAAAAUAUAAGUAAACGUAAAUACUUAGUUUACAGUUUGUUCUUACAGAGAAAUAGCUUUUAAUUAGUGUAUUUCUGAUGUUUAUUAAAGAUUUAACUAGAGUUGUUACUUUGUAGAUAUAUAUUUUGUGAGAACGCUCUUCAGAUUUGAUCUUCUCUCAUAACAUUAGCAAAAUUAUAUUUUAAUGAAUAAUUAUCUGUCUUUUUUCUCUAAGAGUGUACAUUAUCAAUCCUAAAGAUAAGGACUACUGAAAAUAAUGAUGUUUUUCAACGCAGAUACCACUUCAGUGUUUUAAAGAUUUCCAUCAGAACUUGUAAAUGUAACAAAUACAGCUUACUAAGAUUGUUAUGGUGAUGGUUAUUUAGAACCAUAUGAUCCAAGAUGUAGACCAUGGUAUACUUACGCUAAGUAAAAUGAAGGUUACUUCUUUUAUUAACCUUAUAACGACGCAGUCUAAAAGAAUUUAGUGAUGACUCUGUCUAGUUAAGUGAAAUUUGGUAGUAACAUUUAAUCUGUAAAUAGUAUAGCCUUCGACAUGACCAAUCUUAUUGAGAUAUUUGUUAGCUCUUAAAAUUAAUAUUCUGUUUUAUUUCAUGAAUUUAAUAAUACUAUAUUUCAUCACCCUUACCACAAUGAUAAUAGUGUUAUAUCUUGGCAAGAAUUGGAAUUCAAAAAUAUAACUUAAAACAAUUUAACAGAAGAAGAUUUCGAAAAAUUGAAUUAAGAAAAAUAAGACUUUAGCAAUUAAUUACAACAGACAAUAUAAUUUAUCAAAUCUGGAAAUUAUUCUAUCAAUUAAUAGAAGAAUUUAGAUUAAUUAUAUUAAUACUGGUCAAAAUUUGGCAUAAAGAAAAUUAGUUUAGUCUUUCCUUUAGUUAGUUAAAUUCCUAAAUAUAAAACACAGUAACCGUACUCAUUCUCAAUCAUAUUAACAGCAAUGGUUAUUGAAGAUUAAAGCAACAGACUAUAAUUGCUUAAUAUAAUUAACAUUAAUUGGAUUAGAGUACCACUUAUUGUUGAAUUCAUUGUUGUUAGCUUAGCUAUAAUUUUAUUUUUACUAAAUUAUGGCAAAUUUCAAAUAAUUUAAAUCUAAAAUCCUAUAGAAAUAUUAAUUAAAUUUUUAAAAAUAAAUCUAAUCUUGCAACGUUAAACUAAGGUCCUAAAAUACAUAAAAAAAUCAGAAAAAUAGAGUUUAACAUUCAAUAGAUAUAAAAAAAUAUCAUAAAAUAUUAAUUCUAAGUUGAAAUAAGAAGAGACUACAAAUAAAUUAUUGUCUCCAUGCAGUUAAGAUUCUUUUAAACUAACAUCUAAAUAUGUCCAUAAGACAAAUUAACAAAAUUAUUUAAUUUAACAAGAAAAAAUCACAAGAAACAAACUUUUGAGUUUUCCCUAUUCAGAUAAGACAGAUUUCUCAUAGAAAUUUGAUAGUAUUAGGGAAAAACGUAAAACAAGAUUAAGUUUUUUACAUAAUUCUAAGACGAUAAUAAGUACUUCUAGAGCAUUUAAUUAGUAGGAUGAUGAAUAAUAAGGAAACCCUGAUUUUUUUAUAAAUAGAACAAGUUAAAAUGAUGAUAAAUCUGCUCACAGUCUAAAAAAUGAAAGCUAAAUAUAAAGUGUAAAACUAUAAAAAUAUGAUAAAUAAAAAAAAAGCAAAAUACUUGAUGAAUUAGAACCGCUAUUCUUAGAAAUGAAAAUAAUAAAAGAUACUUUUUAAAAUUUAGAAAGUUUGAUAAAUUAUUAAAUUGAUGCUUAAAGUUAAAACUCUGAAGAUAUUAUGAAUGCUUUGUUCCAUUUUGCUAAAGCAAAAUGUACAUUCCAAAAGCUAUAGAAUUAAAAUGGUGUUAUCCAUUGCUAUUAUAAUCUUGGUGUGAUUUAUUUAAUUAAAAGUGAUUUUUAAUUAGCUUCAGAGUAUUUUUUAUCAGCAAUUUAAUUUAACUGUAUGUGCCUAGGUAUAGAUUAUUAACAAUUAGAAUUUUUUCAUGAUAAUGAAUAUAAAGAUUAGCUAGUCACAUUUAAAAAAAUAGUUUUAUGCUAUUCAUAUAGCUUGAAACAACAUGUUUUAGAAUAAAUUUAUUCUUAAAUUAAAUCUAAUUUAUUUAAAUCACAAAAUAAAUUUAACAAUAUAUUCUAAAAUUACCAAUAAGAAAUUUAAAAUGAAUAGGUCUUGAAAAACACUUUAAAAGAAUCAAUUGAUAACUUCAGAAUUUUAGAAAAUUUAGUUAAAAUUUAAAAUUAAAAUGCUCCAAAGUUAUUUGAGUUGUUUAUAAACUUAGAAAUAAUAGAAAUUUUAAUUCAUUUAGACCACAUUAAUUAAAAAAAGGAAAUUUAGCUUUACAUUCAAAAAUCAAUAGUUAUAAUCAACAAAUUAUAGUUUACUUUUAUAAAACCUAAAAAUUUUAAUUCAAAAAUAUUUGAUGAGGAUGAGAGUGUAAUAUUUGAAGAAGAAGACAUAUCUUUUAGUCUAUAUAAUAAUUUUUAAAACAUUUCAUAAGAAAUCAGGUUUAUAAUUUUUGAAAUUUGUAAAUCUAAAUUAAUAUUUUUAUAAGGAAAAUUGGAGUUCUAUAAGCAGAAUGAUUACCUAGCUAUCUAAUAUUUAACACAAAGCCUAGAAGAAGGAUAAUUUUUUAGUCCAAUAUAAAGAUAAAAUGUAAUCCUUUACCUCAGUCUAUUAUUUUAAAAGCUAUCAAUAAAAUAAGAUUUAAUUGAUGAGUUAGCUUUGAAUUCUUCUACACCUAUUAAUCUUAUUUUACUUAUUUAGUUGGAUUCUAUUUCUUAAAAUACAAAUCUAAACUAAUUUUUUGAAAAUAUAGAAAUAUCUAAAUUCCUAAGAAAAAAAGAUGGAAUUUAAAUAAUAAUUUUUAACAAAUAGCUAUAAACUGUUAUUCCACUAACUGAAAUUGAGAGCUUUCACCAUUUACAAUUAAUCGUUGAAAAUUUUAAAUACAAAUCAAAAGUAACGAUUCAAAAAUCUAAAAAAACCUUGUAAAAAUUAAAUUGGUAACAAGCAAUUGUAAAAUAUGCUAGUAAUAUAGCGAAGUUAAAUCUUCUAUAAAUUAGUAAACUCAAAUAAAUUAUUAAAGAACUGAAUAAUAGUAAAAAUGAUUAAAAAUAAAAACUUAGUUUUGAAAUAUUCAAAAAAAAUAUGAAAAUGUUGGAAAGUAAAAAAUAAGUAAUUAUUUUAUUUUCUAAAGAAUAAGAUGUUAAAAAUAAUAUCAAACCAAAAUAAUUCUUUAACAAAAAAAUACAAUUCCAUUUCUAAAAAAUCAUAAUUUAUCACAUGUUAGAUUUAUUUAUACAAAAAGAUAAUGAUCAAAAUCAACUUGAUUCAGAGUACUUCGAGUAUGAACCAAUAUUAUCUGAUAAAGUACUAAUCUAAAAACUGAGUUAAUUAAGAAAAGAUUAUUUGAAUUCUUCUAAGGAAUUCUUAACUAUCAUAAAUAAUGCUUUAUGAUUUUUUAUUUCAGUAAA
This is a messenger RNA of Tetrahymena thermophila SB210, 3758 nucleotides long. Its product is annotated as tetratricopeptide repeat protein. NCBI's taxonomy places the organism in Eukaryota, Ciliophora, Oligohymenophorea, Hymenostomatida, Tetrahymenidae. The record is from RefSeq and is a predicted model, not a curated record. The transcript has 9 exons.